Drosophila subpulchrella is the source of this 4842-nucleotide messenger RNA. It is a transcript of the gene Sulf1, whose product is annotated as extracellular sulfatase SULF-1 homolog. Lineage: Eukaryota; Metazoa; Arthropoda; Insecta; Diptera; Drosophilidae. The coding region runs from base 877 to 4194 and encodes 1105 amino acids. Gene Ontology annotation, molecular function: glycosaminoglycan binding; N-acetylglucosamine-6-sulfatase activity. The transcript has 10 exons. The record is from RefSeq and is a predicted model, not a curated record.
AUCGCCAGCUGUUCGGACGCGCGUGGGAAUCUGGUCAAUGUUUGUUUUCAUCUCGAACGGAGCGGAAUGGUCGCGGAGGUAAAUCUCUUUCGUAUCUGCGUAUUUCGGAAAGCAUCGUUGUGAUAUAAAAGUACGAGUGAAAUUUUGACACCCCCAUAUUAAAUACCCACGCCACAUGAGCAGAAGUGCGCCAAAAGUUCGGAAAACCCUAUAAAGAGAUCGACUUGCAAAUCGAAUUGGAUGCCCACGUAAAUAAUAAAUAAUUCGAGAAGUGCAUAUGACAAACUGUUGAUCAUACAUAGUUUGUCGUGGGCAGUUCGUUGGAGGAGAUAUCCGAGGUUCGUGGGAUCCAAUAGAGUGUUUUACCGGUCCGACGGGCCCUUAGUUCAUUAGCUGCGUUGUGUUGGAGUCGCCGGCUUAUCGCCGCCUUUUUUCGGUUACAAUUUUAUUGAACUUCCACCGGAUCGGUCGAACCUAUCUGCGGUUAGUCAGUCCGACGGGAAAGCUUUUAAUCGAUCGCGAUUGUACAACCAAUUACCGGGUUUAUCAUCCAAUUUGAAGCCACUUGGCACGACGCAAACUAUAAAUAGAAGGUGAAGUGUCCAAAUUAUAAGACAGCACUCGAGUAAACUCAAUCGCCAGCGUGAGUUGUUGGGUGUUAAAGUUUAAAUUACUCAUGUGAAAAAAAACACAGCUCUAUAUAGCUUGAGGACUUGCAGAUACACUGAAACCCAGAGGUGGUCUAGAAUACAUAAAAGCUAAGGUCACUAAACGAUGAAGCAGUUUCUGGGCGAUUUGCUGGCGUUUUGAGCGCGGCUGCUGAGGCGCUUAAAUAGCGUCCAGGAUUUCCUGCUGACUUCUGCUUAACCCAAAACCAUGAAGCAGCUCUCCAGCCUACGCCUGGCCAUUGUCGGCCUGAUAGUCCUCCUGUUUGUGCUCCAUGUGCUCAGCAAGGAGCAUUCCCAUACACGCAACCAGCAAUCGGCCAAGAGAUUCUCACGAGACUCGAACUCUGCCCGCGAGCGGCGACCGAACAUAAUACUCAUCCUUACAGAUGACCAGGAUGUGGAACUUGGCUCCCUGAACUUCAUGCCGCGCACCUUGCGGCUCCUUCGAGAUGGUGGAGCUGAAUUCCGCCAUGCCUACACCACCACGCCCAUGUGCUGCCCGGCGAGAUCCUCGCUGCUCACCGGGAUGUACGUGCACAACCACAUGGUGUUCACCAACAACGACAACUGCUCCAGUCCCCAGUGGCAGGCCACCCACGAGACGCGCUCCUAUGCCACGUAUCUCUCGAAUGCCGGCUAUCGCACUGGUUACUUUGGAAAGUAUCUGAACAAGUACAAUGGAUCUUACAUACCGCCUGGUUGGCGAGAGUGGGGAGGUCUGAUUAUGAACUCCAAGUACUACAACUACAGCAUCAAUCUGAAUGGACAGAAGAUCAAGCAUGGCUUCGACUACGCCAAGGAUUAUUAUCCCGAUCUGAUAGCCAACGACUCGAUCGCUUUCCUGCGUUCCUCUAAGCAGCAGAACCAGAGGAAGCCCGUCCUGCUCACCAUGAGUUUUCCGGCACCUCAUGGUCCCGAGGAUUCAGCUCCACAAUACAGUCAUUUGUUCUUCAAUGUGACCACCCACCACACUCCAUCCUACGAUCAUGCUCCAAAUCCGGACAAGCAAUGGAUACUGAGGGUAACCGAACCGAUGCAGCCCGUGCACAAAAGGUUCACCAAUCUCCUGAUGACCAAGCGCCUGCAGACCCUCCAAAGUGUCGACGUGGCCGUGGAGCGGGUCUACAACGAGCUGAAGGAUCUUGGGGAGUUAGACAACACGUAUAUCGUAUACACUUCGGAUCACGGCUAUCAUCUGGGCCAGUUUGGUCUCAUCAAGGGAAAGAGCUUUCCCUUUGAAUUCGAUGUGAGAGUGCCGUUCCUUAUACGAGGACCUGGAAUCCAGGCCUCCAAGGUGGUGAAUGAAAUUGUGUUGAAUGUGGACCUGGCGCCCACUUUCCUGGACAUGGGUGGAGUACCAACGCCGCAGCACAUGGAUGGACGCAGCAUACUGCCCCUGCUGUUGAGCAGGAAUCGCGCUGUGCGGGACAACUGGCCGGAUAGCUUCCUGAUCGAGAGUUCCGGCAGGAGGGAGACGGCUGAGCAGAUAGCCGAGUCACGGGCCCGCCUCCGAAUCGAGAGGCAAAACAUGAAGCUGGUAAACAGCUCAUUGCUUGAGGACUUCCUUGAUGGGGAGACCACCACCACCACCACCAUUUCGAGUAGCAUCACCAGCACUGCCGCCACAUUGAUGAGUUCAACCGUCCAAAAUCAAGAGGAUGCUGAGGAGGAAGUGAAUACGGAUAACGAAGAGGACGAUGCCAUGGACAGUUCGGCAGCUGCCCUGGAAGACGAUGAUCUCGAGGAUGCUGCCCUAGAGGAGGGCGACGAGGAACUGGUCGAUCAGAACAACGAUCUUCCCCUGGCGCCCUACAUAACAAAGAUGAUGCGCCUCAACUCGGAGUGCUCCGAUCCGGCCCUGCUUAAAAACUGCCUGCCUGGCCAGAAGUGGAAGUGCGUCAAUGAGGAGGGACGUUGGCGCAAGCACAAGUGCAAGUUCCACCUUCAGUUGGAGCAUCAGUUGGCCAUAAUGCCCCGGAAGCAAUAUCAACGCAACUGCGCCUGUUUUACCCCCGAUGGAGUGGUCUACACCAAGAUUCGAGCUCCAUCCGCUGGAUUACAUCGCGUGAACAAGCGCACUCAUCAUGGCCAUGCUCGGCGGAGAAACAAGAGGGAGGUGUUCCACACGGAGCUACCAGACGAGAUGGAGGAGCUACUGGAUCUCAAUCAGGCUGUCGAUCAUAUGACAGAACUGCAUCGCACUAAGCGGGACUUAACCGGAAGUAGCAACGAGACGAUUGCCCAAGUCAUUCAGCAGAUACAAGCCACUCUGGAGAUCCUGGAGCUCAAGUUCAAUGAGCAUGAACUGCACAGCUCCAACUCCAGUGGCAAUUCCUUUGAGCGAGGCGAGAAGUAUUCCAAGUCUGGUGGUCAUCGCUGCUUUGUGGAUGCGACUUCGGGCAAAGUGAACUGCUCCAAUGUGAUAUACGACGACGAGAAGACGUGGCGUACCUCCCGCAACCAGAUCGACAUGCUGAUCAAGCUCUUAAAGGACAAGAUUGGCAAGCUGAAGGAUAUGAAGAAGCAGCUGAGGGAGAGCAACAAGCUGGCAUUGGCGGCUGGCCGAAAGAACGAUAACCGGCGAAGGAAUGACCCUAACUUGUUGGAUGGUGGCGCCGGACCAGAGUUCAACAUGAGCUACUUCACCGAUACGAACAGCACACCAAGGUCAAACGUCGUUGGCCAAAAGGAAGUAUUCCGAGGAUAUGGGAAUGCCAACGUGUUCGAUUCAGUGGAGCAGCCUCAGUCGCAUCGGUUUGCCCCGCGAGCCGAGUGCUAUUGUGAACCCGAUGUGGGGGAGAGCCAUGCGGACUCCAAGGAAAUGGCUCGCGAGGCGCGGAGGAAGCUGAAGGAAGAGCGGCAGCGCAAGAAGGAGCGAAAGCGCAUCAAGAAGGCUCGACUGGAGAAGGAGUGCCUGUCCGAGAAGAUGAACUGCUUCUCACACGACAAUCAGCAUUGGCGUACUGCUCCCCUGUGGAAUGAUAGUCCUUUCUGCUUCUGCAUGAACGCCAACAACAAUACCUACUCCUGCCUAAGGACCAUCAAUGCCACCCACAACUAUCUGUACUGCGAGUUUACCACAGGCCUGAUCACCUUCUAUAACUUGACCAUAGAUCGCUUUGAGACGACCAAUCGCGCAGCUAGUCUAACGCCUGGAGAGAGAUCCCACAUGCACGAUGCACUGCAGCAGUUGAAGGGCUGUCGCGGACGCAGCUGCAGCAUCCGGCGACACCAGUCCCACCUGGAGAGCGGAUCCAGUGCUCCACUGCUGCCCAUCAAUCAAGUGCACCGCAACAACAAGCGAAAGCAUUCUCCCCUGGCGGGAUCCAUGGGCAACUUUGGAUUUGUGGGCCCACGACUGGACAUGGACGGACUGCCUCCGAUGAAGCGGCGAAAGCUGUCCAAAUACAACAGAUUGACUGGAUCGCAGCAGUCGCACAUCAAGCGGCGUCCCUGGAAACAGCAGCCCCUUCAGCAGUCCCCCAGAUUCUUGCCCACGCAUCCUGGUACCCCAGCCGCGGCCUAAGGAUAAAGCUUGAUGGAGUGACAACACCGCACAUAUCCUAUGCGUACCUUUUGUACCUUGCUUGCCUGCCCCUGCUCUUUGGUUUGCCCCAUUGGAUUUCUUCAUACAUAAAUAAGACUGUGUUUUAAUCUAUCUACUUAUGUUUAGAUCUGUUUAAUCGAACUGUGUUUAGUCCAGUCCUUGCUACAUUUGGCUUGCAAUAUUUAUAGUUAGAGCUGAACACUUGAGUUAGCUCUUAGACCACCUAAUUUGUACAUAAAUUUAGUACCGAAAUUCUACGUAAACUAAAUAAAUUAUUUAGCGAAUUGGUUAAACGUUAAAUUAGUUGAGUACACGUAGCAAAGAGUUUUAUUAAUUCUAGCGAAUCCAAAUGAAAUUGUAUUUAUUGGCCAAUGCUAAAGGAACAAUGUUAAUGUGUAUUAGAGAACUAAAACCAUAUUUAUGACGAACUAGAUACGUUUUAAUUGUUAAGUGCCCCACCCGAAAUUCCCAAAGACGUUAUGUAGCAGCCCCGCUUGAAAACGAACAAAUAUGUAUAUUGUAUCUGCCAAGUUAAUAAUGUCAUAAAAUUAACUCAAAUUAAAUGUAAAAUUAAUUAUUUAAAACAAGCAUUAAAUAAAAUUGCGAAUAAUAAACUUUUAUCACGAA